AUGUCCGAGACGAGUUCGGUCAGCUCCGGCUCCACAGUGGGCUCAGGCAGCCGGCUGUUGCAGCUAGCACACAGAGGAGAAUGGGGUGCGCUGGAACAUAGUCUGAGGAGCAUGGACAAAGGAGACCGACACAUUACUCUCACCGACGAAGAAUCCGGUUUGACUCCAUUUUUGAUUGCUGUUCGAGAAAACAAGUUGACGAUUGUGGAAAAGCUGUUUGAGUUAGGAGGUAAUCAAAUCGAUCGGUCAAAGGAUGGAAGGACUGCACUACACAUCGCUGCAGCACAUUCGAAGGAUGAAAUUGUUCGCCUGCUGUUGACAAAAAGGUUGGACCCAAACCUAACAGGAGGGCACAAGGAUCAGUUACCGCUACACUUCGCAGCUAGUCGACCCAGUGGUGCACUUAACAUUGUUCAGACUCUGCUGAAAUACUCAAACAAAGAUGCUCGAUUAGUGCAAGAUAAGGAUGGCUGCAUCCCACUGUUCUUAAGCAUCGAAGUUGGUAAUAUUGCAGUCUGCAAGGAGCUGCUCAGUGUUAACGCUGAUCUGCAGCUCAGGACCCAAAGGAAGGAUAACGGUGACACUGUCCUACACGUUUGCUGCAGAAAGAGAGAUACAGAACUAGCUAAGGUCCUUGUGGAGUCAGGUGCUGGCGUGGAUUUUCAGAAUGAUGAUGGUCAGACUCCCUUACAUGUUGCUGCCUGGGAAGGGGAUGAAUUGAUGCUGAAAGUCUUCUAUCAAUACAAAGCCAACCCAAACAUCACUGACAAGCUGGAUCGGUCCCCAUUACACAUCGCUGCCGAACGAGGACACACAAAUGCAGUUGAAGUAUUGACUGGGAAAUUCAAGUCGAACGUAUUAGCCCGAACCAAGGAUGGAAGUACCCUGAUGCACAUUGCCUCACAAUGUGGCCACCCUGACACAGCACUGGCCUUUCUGAAGAAAGGGGUCCCUUUGCAUAUGCCCAAUAAGUCAGGAGCAGUCUGUCUGCACGCUGCAGCAAGGAAAGGCCAUACAGCUGUUGUGAAAGCUUUACUCCAGAAGGGAGCACAUGUUGAUGCUAAGACAAAGGAGUGCUACACAGCCCUACACAUUGCAGUGCAGCACUGCAAGCCCAUGGUGGUACAGACUCUGCUAGGCUUUGGGGCCCAGGUGCAGCUUAAAGGGGGCAAGGCUCUGGAGACUCCACUGCACAUUGCAGCUCGGGUGAAGGAUGGUGAGAAAGUGGCAGAGAUAUUGCUAAAAAGUGGGGCUGAUGUAAAUGCUGAUCAAGAGAACGGUGAAACGGCUAUGCAUGUUGCAGCUCGUCACGGCAAUUUGAAAAUGAUCCAAGCCUUGAUUGAGGAGGGUGGUGAUUUAACCUGGCAAUCAAAGGUUGGAGAGAAUCCAUUGCACAUUGCAGUCCGACACUGUCACCUCAGCGUUGUGGAAGAAAUCCUCAGCUACCUGACCAAUCAGAGGAGCCACACAGAGGCAGUUGCUUGCGUCAACCAGGAAAACAAGGAAGGAGAAACAUCACUACACCUGGCAGCAGAGAUUAAGAAAGACGUGGUUCACUUUCAACAAGAAGAUACUCAGAUUGUUAAAUUUCUCAUGGAAUAUGAAGCUGAUAUCACUGCAACAACCAAAGUGACACAUGAGACGCCAUUACAUUACUGCGCACAUGUGGGGAAUGCUGACGUUCUUCUUGAGGUCUUGAAAUAUAUCACUUCAAAUAGAAUCCAGCAGGUCAUCAAUAAACAAUCUCAGAAUGGAUGUUCACCAUUGCUUUUGGCUGCAGAGAGAGGGCACACAGAGAUGGUGAAGAUAUUGCUGUUAAACCAUGCCAGGGUAGAUGUUUUUGAUGAGCAUGGUAAGGCAGGGCUUCACUUGGCAGCAGAGAAUGGACACGAUCAGAUCUCAGACAUUCUGCUGUGGCACAAGGCCUUUGUCAACGCCAAAACCAAACUUGGCCUGACACCUCUUCACCUGGCAGCACAGAAUGGUUACAACAAGCUGGUAAAGCUACUCGUGGAGACCCACGCAGCAAGUAUUGAUGCACUGUCUUUGUCGAAACGGACUCCUCUCCACUUGGCAGCAGGGAACGGACAGCUCGAUGUUUGCAACAGUUUGCUCAAGAUGAAGGCUGAUGUGAACGCUACUGAUAUUCAUGGACAAACACCACUCCAUCUCGCUGCAGAAAAUGACCAUUCUGAGGUUGUGAAACUCUUCCUCAAACAGAAACCGGAACUGGUGACUUCUGCAAACAUAGAAGGCUCCACCUGUGCACACAUUGCCGCAUCAAAGGGAAGUGUCGCCGUGAUAAAAGAACUGCUAAAAUUCAACAAAGCCGGAGUCACUACCGCACGGAACAAGACGAAAGAAUCUACUCCACUCCAUCUCGCUGCUGCUGGAGGUCAUGCUGAGGUUGUUAAGGUGUUGUUGGAGGCUGGUGCGUCUGCCACUGAUGAGAAUGCAGAGGGAAUGAAUACAAUUCAUUUAGCUGCUAAGAAUGGGCACAUUAAUGUCCUGGAAGCCCUGAAAGGCACGGUAUCCUUUAAAAUAACCAGCACAAAGACUGGAUUCACUGCUCUUCAUGUGGCUGCACAUUUUGGCCAGAUGGAUUUUGUGCGGGAGAUUCUAACCAAGGUACCAGCAACCAUACGCAGUGAGACUCCAAAGUCCACCAGCGAGGGACAACUGAUGAAGGAGCCGACAACCGAGUCAGGGUACACACCAUUACACCUGGCAGCACAGUCUGGGCAUGAGAACUUGGUACGACUUCUGCUGAACUACCCAGGGGUUCAGGUGGACACUCAAACCAGCUUACAGGGUUCCACGCCCCUCCACCUCGCAGCACAGAAUGGCCACACUGCAGUCAUCGGGCUCCUCUUGAGUAAGUCCACCACCCAGUUGCACCUCAAAGACAAAAGAGGACGCACCUGCCUGCACCUGGCAACAGCUAAUGGUCACAUCGAGAUGGCACGAGCUCUGCUUGGCCAAGGGGCAGAGAUUAACAUCACAGAUAAGAAUGGCUGGACCCCACUGCAUUUUGCGGCCAAGUCUGGUUACCUGGAUACGGUGCAAUUUCUGGUGGAAAGUGGAGCUUCUCCCAAGCUGGAAUGUAAGGAAGGAAAGACUGCCCUACAGUAUGCGGCAGCUGACCACCACCAAGAGGUGGUGAGCUUUUUAAUCCGAAAGAAUAAUAUCACCCUUAAGUUAACAGAGGAUCGCAAGUUCAUCUUUGACCUCAUGGUUUGUGGAAAGCUCAACAGGAACAAGGUCAUCGAGGAGUUUGUCUUGAACUCAGCUGCCCCUAUGGACACUGCCAUCAAGCUGUCCCGUGCUUUUGGCAUCACCGCUCUGAAGGAAAAGGAGAGAUCCAUGGAGCUUUUGGAAGCAGCCAGGUACUGUGAAAACAUGGCGGCCGAGCUGCUCACUGUGGCUUCUGGUUGUCGGAGUACUGGAUACUUGCUCCGUGCCGUAGACCAUCGUGGCACCACAAUGCUGGACUCGUUGAUAGAAUGUGAACAGAAGGAUGUGGUGGCUCACCCAGCGGUUCAGAAAUACCUGACUGAUGUCUGGUACGGGAACUUGAAGUGGGCGCACUGGAAGAUAGUCCUUUUGUUCUUUGUCUUCCUCAUUUGCCCCCCGAUCUGGCUGAUGUUCUCCCUUCCAUUGAAGCACCAGUUCAACAGGAUUCCAAUUAUGAAGUUCAUGAGCCAUUUGGUUUCUCACAUCUUCCUCCUGGUGUUAUUUAUAUUAACCAUUGUCUACCCCCCACUUAGCCCAAUGUAUGAAGGGCGGACGCUUCCAGGUUGGAAUGAGUGGCUCCUAUUGGCUUGGCUUUCAGGAAUGCUGGUCUCGGAACUGACACACCCUGGUGAGAGGGCAGGGCUGGCAUGGAUACGGAUUUUCAUCCUGGCGUUUUCCGCUAUUGCCGUCUUCUGCCACCUGCUUGCGUUGGCUUUCCGGGACCACGACCGGCUGCAUUGCUUCUUUGCCCGAAACAUUUUCCUCGCAGUGGCCAUGACACUUUGCUUUGUGCAAUUUUUGGAGUUCCUGACAUUCCACCACCUCUUUGGCCCCUGGGCUGUCAUCAUCCGAGACCUGAUGAAGGAUCUUGCCAGGUUCGCAGUAAUUCUGGCCCUAUUCCAUGUAGCCUUCACCAUGCAACUUUCAGCAGUUUACCAGCCUGUAUAUCCUGCUCUGCUGGGCAGUCCGUCUGCCAGAAAUGGUACCGAUUCAGGAGGCAAUUCUUACGAUGUCCAAGACCCUUUGGAUAUUACUGUCCUACUAUUUUUUGCUCUGUUCGGUAUGGUGGAUCCAGACACUUUACCUCCAUUACAUCGGACACCUACUUUCACCCAAUUCAUUGUCAGAUUUGUGUUUGGAAUGUACCUUGUCAUGACCCUGAUUGUCCUCAUUAACUUGCUAAUUGCUAUGAUGAGUGACACCUACCAGCGGAUCCAGGCGCAGUCAGACACCGAGUGGAAGUUUGGGAGGGCCAUGCUGAUCCGUGACAUGAUCAGGAAAUCAGGGACCCCUUCUCCAUUCAACUUGUGCACCAUUCUUUUCUAUUACAUCAAAAUGCUGUGCAAACACAGGGGUAAACUGUGCUCCACUGAGGGCAGAGAGCUGAUGAAUGAAGAAGAUGACCUUGAGACGAUAUCGGAUACACAUUCUAUAGACAUGUUGGCACAUACAUCUGUUGGUUGGAUACGAAACCCCUCAAAGAGAACAACACAAAUCUCACCAGAAGGGAUACUUGAAUGUAAUUGUGCGAGGAACACAAAGUUAUCAGACGCAUCAUGCAUUUAG
This is a messenger RNA of Hemiscyllium ocellatum (epaulette shark), 4800 nucleotides long. RefSeq names its product transient receptor potential cation channel, subfamily N, member 1 (gene trpn1). The record is from RefSeq and is a predicted model, not a curated record. Gene Ontology annotation, cellular component: glycosylphosphatidylinositol-N-acetylglucosaminyltransferase (GPI-GnT) complex; membrane. Gene Ontology annotation, molecular function: protein binding; calcium channel activity. Bases 1 to 4800 code for a protein of 1599 amino acids. NCBI's taxonomy places the organism in Eukaryota, Metazoa, Chordata, Chondrichthyes, Orectolobiformes, Hemiscylliidae. The transcript has 28 exons. Gene Ontology annotation, biological process: calcium ion transmembrane transport; GPI anchor biosynthetic process.